AUGCUGCGUCGCCCGCCCACGGCCCUGUCGAUCACCAAAGACGACGUGGACGAGAUGCGUCAAGUCACAUGGACACAGGAAAAGGAGCGGCCAGCCGGCCGCGGCUCGCCGCGGCCGGCGCCUGAGCGGGCUGAGGGCGCCGCACGGCUGCGUGGCCCCGCGCCGCCCUCGCUACGGCCGUAUCACAAGCCGCGCGACGACUUUCAGUUCGUUAUGUCGUCGCCGAAUCUGCAUGCGUCGCGGUCUGGAGGCGCCCCCGGUCUGGAGGGCACGGCGUCCUUGGAGCUGCCCCGCUCGACGAACCGGUACUUGUCGGCGGAUGCGGAUGCGGCUCUAGCGCUCAAGUCGGAUCGCACCACCGUGGGAGCAAUGGUGACUGGCAUGCUGGUGAGUGGGGCGCUGCAGUAUACCAGCACGUGUUUGGCGAUGCCCUUCGAGGUCGGCAAGCUGCUCCUGCAGGUGCAGUGGGUGCCGCGCGAGGACGUAUGGGCGAGGCUGCACGAGCCGUCGUCGGUGCGGCGCCGUACGAGCUGGUUCAGCUCGUCGACCGCGGAGCAUGAGGACCCGUGGGGCGACGAGCCCGAGAAGACGAGCUCGCCGUGGGAGGACGACGACGAGCCUGGCAAGUACUUCCGCGAUGCGGACUUGCCGAGCGUGGGCGGCGCGGAAGAACCUGUGCGGCGCGUCGACUCGGGCGGCUAUGUCGUGCCGCGUCACCGGCACGAUGACGGGGCGCGCCCCGAAUUUGUUAUGCCGCCUGUGGUCGAGGGGGGCGUGUGGGAGAUGAUCAAGGCCGUUGCGCGCGGCAAGGAGGGAUGGCUCGGCCUCUGGAAAGGCGCACUGACGACGUUUGUGCUGGACCUCGCGACGUCCACGCUGCAGCCGCUGAUCUCGGGCCUCUUGUCGAUUUUUGCACCGACCGCGCUGAAUCCCAUGCCGAUUGCAUUCUCGCCGCAGCCGAUCACGACGCUGACCCUGCUCAUGACAUCGCACCUCGUCACAGGCAUUUUGGUGUCGCCACUGGACCUCGUGCGCACGCGCCUUAUUGCGCAGUCGACGCUCCCCCAGCACCGCAAGUAUACGGGCCCCCUCGAUGCGCUGCGCACUAUCUUGCGGGAGGAGGGCGGCUGGCGGACGACGUACCUGCACCCCGCGCUGCUGCUUCCCACUGUACUCGACUAUGUGUUCCGCCCGCUUUGUGCGCUCGGCGCCCCGCUGCUGAUCGAGAACGUGCUGCACCUUGACCCUAGUGCCGUGCCCAUCUCAUAUGCGCUCGCCGAGCUGGUGCUCUCUACACUAUCGCUCUCGCUCACGCUGCCGAUCGAAACGGUGCGCCGGCGCCUGCAGCUGCAAUACCACGAGCCUUUGCGCCCAGAUCGCCUGGGCGGAGUUCUGUCCGUGCCGAACGCCAACACCGCGCGGCGGGGCCUCCGGGCCUGUGUCGAGACGCGGCCGGUGCCUUAUAGCGGCGUGGCGGAGGCCGUGUACCGCAUCGUCUCGGAGGAAACGUCGGUGGUGCCGCGGCGCAAGGACCAGGACUCGGAGGGGAGCGUCGACGAGGCAGCGACGAUUGCGCGCGGCGGCUACAGCCGACUCGGCGGCCUACGGAGCCUGUACCGUGGCUUUGGUAUGGGCUUCUUUGCAAACCUGCUUGUCUUUGUGUUGACGCUCGUGACCGGCGAGCGCCAGGGGCAAUCGGGCUGGACGGAAAUCUAG
Molecule: messenger RNA, 1716 nt
Organism: Malassezia sympodialis ATCC 42132
Lineage: Eukaryota; Fungi; Basidiomycota; Malasseziomycetes; Malasseziales; Malasseziaceae
Source: RefSeq, a predicted model, not a curated record